GUCUCGCUGGAGUGAAACCUUGCAGAUCACAGCGCGAGAGUGGACAAGUGGAGACAAUUGGCUGAAACACGGAUUCGGUAGUAAGACUAACAUCUGUAUAGUACUAAGGACACAACUUAAACGUUUCACAUGGGGAGCUAAAGAACAAAAUGACGUGUAUGCGUUACACUAUGUUACUGUUCUCAGUUUUGGAGUUGUUGUUGUUGUUAGGACACAAAGCUGGUUUGUCGCGCGCUUUACGUCUCGCGAGCGAUGAGAACGCGUCUCCAGGCACGAGAGUCCCGCGUGCUGUGCUGGCUGAGACAUUGGAGGCUACUACCACCAUCCCAAACCACUUACAGGAGGACGACAGGGACUCCAGAUUUUCACCUUUCACCCCCAAAAUGACCAUCACACCCAGGACCACUGGUAAAACUAACCAACUACAGCCCUUUUGGCAAACCACCACGGCUGCGCCUCUGACCAAAACAAUGGACCCAACCUCCAAACGCAGUAAAGCCAAAGAAAACUCCACAUUCUCCACAACACAAAACUAUACAGAAAAACCUACUUCUUCCUCUCCAUUAAGUGGCACAAAAAACACAACACCGCCUGCACUGGAUACUGCAAACACUUCAUGGACCGUGAAAAGCACCUCAAAGCCUCUUGUGACCACUGAGAGAGGCCAUCAGUGCAACUGUAGUGCUGAGGGGUCAGAGGACAAAGAUACCUGCAACUCUGCCACAGGUCAGUGUGUCUGUCUAACUGGAUACACGGGUCAGCAUUGUGAACAAUGUGCCGAUGCGUAUUUCACCAACGGGACCGGUGGCUGCCAGGCCUGUAACUGUGACUCCUAUGGAGCUGUGAAUCGACUCUGCAAUAGUUCAGGCAUGUGCAUCUGCAAGAUUGGAGUGCACGGGGACAAGUGUGAUGACUGCCGCCCAGGCUUCUCGAACUUCAGCAGCACAGGGUGCCAACCUUGCCAAUGCAAUAAUCAUAGCAGCUACUGCCACCCACAGUCAGGCAACUGCACGAACUGCCAAGGCAACACCGAAGGACCCAGCUGUGAGAAGUGCAGGUAUAAUUUCUACCGAAGUCCCAGUUCUCCCGUAACAGAGUCCUGUGUACCCUGCCCCUGCUCCAGUGUCACCUCCACAGGCAGCUGUAAGCUCGACUCAAGCGGCCAGCCUUUCUGUGUCAAGUGCAAGCCAGAGUACAGGGGUCCCAACUGUGAGCAGUGUAGUGAUGGCUUCUACAAUGCCGACAGCAUCUGCCUUCCCUGUAACUGCAGUGGGAACGCAGACCCCCACAAAUCUCCCCGGAUCUGUCUCCCGGACACGGGCCACUGCCUGAGCUGCAUCAACAACACUACAGGGCCACACUGUGAGCACUGUGCGGAGGGCUUUACAGGGGACGCACUCGCCAGGAACUGCACUCCUACAGUCGUCCACACUACUCCUUCAACCACUACCCACUGGUUUCACUACACCACCAUGAACUCCAGCCCCAAUGCUACAGCACAGUUCACCACCUUCUCCACAACUUUGCUGAGCAGCCUGGGCAGCUCCACCCUCAACAACACCGCCACCACCACUACAGUGACUCCGGUCCCGUGGAACCAGUUCAACAUCAUUAUCCUGGCAGCCAUCAUCAUAGUUGUCAUUGCUCUCUUGGCAGUGGUAGGUGGCGUGUACACUUACAGAAAAUAUCAGAACCGCAAGCUGAAUGCCCCAUUCUGGACCAUUGAGCUGAAGGAGGACAACAUUAGCUUCACCAGCUAUCAUGACUGCAUUCCGAACGCAGAUGUAUCAGGGCUUUUAGAAGAUGAAGUUAGUGACAUGGAAAAUGGACAACUUGCUUUAACCGGUCCUGGUAGUUUGUAUAAGGUGUAACUGAUGUUCCGUCACAGAAACUGGGCUGCUACAUCGACACUGGGCAGAUUGUGGACCUGUGGAUAUAUUGAGCCCAUUUUAUGCUAAUGAACAAAGGAAUAUUGACAUGGCUCAUUGGACAUAAUGCAAACACUUGCACAAGCACUCCAGAGCAAGAAGACAAAUUAAUGAAUGAGGAACAUGAGCAGUGCAUCGAACUGAAAAGCCAAGUUAAACAUCCUGCCUUGUUGAAGGCCUUGGCCAACUCACAGCUGAAACAUGUCUUGCUUUGAAGGAGGAGAAGAGAUGCAGAGACUAAUCACUAAUGUGGGACAGACAAUGAAGCAUGUCUGAUUGAGUGUUAAUACAGUGACUGAUGUGUCAUCACACACGGAUAGAUCAGUCAAAUGCAUCUAACAUUAUUUGUAUAAUUGCCAUUACACACUUUUCUUUUGUUAAUGCUGUUUUAAAUGGACAGAGAGGACAUCAUUUUUUUUAUCAAACUCAGGAUGAAUAUAAUUUUGUUGUUUUCUUUGUAUGUUCACACCGUUUUAGUGUCGCUUCUUACAUGCUAUUACAUGUGCAGGACUUUAGAGGGCACCGUAACACUGACCUGGCAUACAGAGCAGGCCUGUGUAUCAUGCAGUGGAAAUAUCUAAUACUCAAUGGCAGAUGCUGAAUGACUUCUGUAUUAAAUUGCAUUUAUUUUUGGCAGACACUUUCUUGCCAAAUCAAAUUGCAAGAAGGAAUGAUUUGUUUUUAUCGGGCCAAAGAGGAUCUGUGUGUCAGUCUCAGAUGGACAGAGCCUAAUUCUUGUCACAAUUUUACAACGGUAAAGUGGAUUUUCAAGACCAUUUCAUGGUGUAUGGAAUUAUACUCAUUUUAUUUAUUUUUUUAGAAAUGUUCUCCUCAAUUCGCUUUACCUUCGUGACUUAUCACCGGCCAUCGGUUCAAUGGUACUUGGACUUGGACUUGACUUGUCUGACUGGGAGAAUUUAAGUUUUGGUUAAUUUAUUUUAAUGAACCUCUCUCGCUGAUGGCUUUAGGGUCAGUUUAGGGGAACAAAUAUGAUCAGAUGAGCAAUAAUGCCUGUUGGAACUAACAGCCAUAUUGGACAGUAAUUAAUCACUGCCAUUUGUGUAGCACAGGCUAAAACAAGUUGAGCAAAUGGUUAGGUGAUGAAUAAGUGCACAUGUCUGAGUGCAUGGGUGCUGAGUGUGGUAAUCUAAUAUAUUGUCCUUACUGGAGUUGGGUAAAAGAGAAUAAAAUGCAAUGUUAGUCAGUAAAACACAUUUAAUAGGGUGUGUAUGAAUGAGUCUUUUUUUAUAGACUAUGGCAUGAACUUGACAACAAGAGCAAUAGUUCAUCUGUGAUUGUAUCUCCUGGGAAAUCUACUUUUAGCUCCCUCCCCACUUCCUCCAUCCUGAAGCUGUCUUUAUCUGAGGUGUGUUGGUACAAAACAAUGUAAAUAUUAGAUGUACAGAAUGGUUGUGAUGAGGAGGCUGCUGUUGUAUUGGUACAUAUGGGGAUGAGUCUUGUUUCUGGGACCAGCAUAUACUGGUGAGGCUUACGUCGUAAUGGUGUCUUAAUCUCACAUUUUAUGCAUCGUGCAGUAUGCAUUGUGCACCAUAUUCACAACUAACUCUGUAAGAUUUCAAUAAAAGUCACUUUUCCUAUAA
Messenger RNA from Carassius auratus (goldfish), 3529 nucleotides. Its product is annotated as multiple epidermal growth factor-like domains protein 9. Gene Ontology annotation, biological process: tissue development; animal organ morphogenesis. The coding region runs from base 150 to 1871 and encodes 573 amino acids. The record is from RefSeq and is a predicted model, not a curated record. The transcript is spliced from 6 exons. NCBI's taxonomy places the organism in Eukaryota, Metazoa, Chordata, Actinopteri, Cypriniformes, Cyprinidae.